Molecule: messenger RNA, 3632 nt
Organism: Spinacia oleracea (spinach)
Lineage: Eukaryota; Viridiplantae; Streptophyta; Magnoliopsida; Caryophyllales; Amaranthaceae
Exons: 2
Coding region: 381-2885 (834 amino acids)
Source: RefSeq, a predicted model, not a curated record
CAAUUCACAAACACUCCCUUAUUUUCUCCCUCCUUCCAAUUUUCUCUCUCCUCUCUAAUUACCCAUCACUCACUGCGAAACAACUUCGCCAAAAAAUUUGCUGUAACAACAAACCCACCCCAUUUUCAAACGAAAAUCACUCACUGACUCUCUUAGAUCACUCAAUUCUCUCUCUUUUUUCUCCUUUUCUCUCUCCUCUUUGUUUGUUUCUGUUAUGGAAGAUAAUCGCCGGCGAUACAGACUCCGGCCAAAACCAACGGUAUUUUCUGGGUGAAUUCAGAACUGUAACAACGCACAUAAAACUUUUAAAAAACUAACCCCAUUUUGUGUGUGUGUGGGUGGAGGAGAAAAAAAAUUAGUAAUUUGUUGUGAUUCGGCAAAUGUCGGCCGCGGCGGGGAACGCAGCAGCGGGGGAAGCCGCGGGGGAGGAGGCGACGGCGAAAGCCGUACACAAGAGGUACGAAGGACUAGUGUUGGUGAGGAACAAGGCGAUAAGGGGUAAAGGGGCUUGGUACUGGGCCCACUUGGAGCCAUUGUUGGUUCACAACGCCGACAACGGGCUACCGAAGGCAGUGAAGCUAAAGUGUUGUUUAUGUGACACCAUGUUUAGUGCUUCUAACCCUUCUAGAACAGCUUCUGAGCAUCUUAAGAGAGGCACUUGUCCUAAUUUUAGCUCUCCUACUACGCCUAGACCUUUGUCAUCUGUUUCACCUCCGCCACCACCGGCGGAGUCUCAGUCCCAGUGUCUGUCAUCUGGUGCCGGAGGUGGUGUUAUUACUAGUACUAAUAACAAUAAUAAUAGUACUGGUAAUACUGCUCAGGCCCCGGCUCCGCAGUACAACCACCGGAAGAGGAGUUCUUCAUCGUCUUCCGGUGGUGGUAGUGGUUUGGGUGUUGGGGUUGGGAGUGGUGGGACCACCCCCACCGCCAACACGAACACCAACGCCAACGCUAGCACUAUGGGGAACACAAACGCUCCGUUUGUGCCCCCUAUUAGUGUGAUUGACCCGUCUCGGUUCUCGGCUGAGAUGGGUUUUUCGAUUGGUGGUGCAUUAGUUCAUCCGACGCAACCACAUCAUCAAGUAAGUGCUCAACAAAAUCAGCAACAAUUGGUACUGAUGAGCGGUGGUGGUGGUGGAGGGAAAGGUGAUGAAAUGUCGGAUGCUAGGGGUUUGUUUGAGGACAGUAUAAAGAGAUUGAAGAGCCCUAAAACAUCACCUGGGCCUUCUCUAAGCAAGUCCCAAAUUGAGUGUGCACUUGAUUAUUUGAGUGAUUGGGUGUAUGAGUCAUGUGGGUCUGUGUCAUUUUCAAGCCUUGAACACCCUAAGUUCAAAGCUUUUCUUAAUCAAGUCGGUGUCCCUGAGGUUUCCAAGAGAGAGUUUUGUGGGUCUAGGUUGGAUUCUAGGUAUGAGGAGACAAGGAAUGAGUCCGAGGGUAAGAUUAGGGAUGCUGUCUUCUUCCAAAUUUCAACUGAUGGGUGGAAGCGCAAGGGUGGUUUUGAGGAUAAUUUGGUGAAUCUGACUGUGAAUUUGCCUAAUGGUACUAGUGUUUACCGGAGGGCGGUGUUUACUGGUGGUCAGGUGCCUUGUAAGUACGCCGAGGAGGUGUUGUGGGAAACAAUGGCGGAGAUUUGUGGCAAUGCUUUGCAGCAGUGUGUAGGAAUAGUAGCUGAUAAGUUUAAGAAUUCUGCUUUGAAGAAUUUAGAGAAUCAGAAUCAGUGGAUGGUUAAUCUUUCUUGUCAGUAUCAGGCCUUUAAUAGUUUAAUAAAGGAUUUCUAUAGGGAACUUCCUUUGUUUAAAAAUGUUGCUGAGAAUUGCCUUAAGCUUGCAAACUUUGUGAACAACAAAACCCAGGUGCGAAAUAGCUUCCAUAAGUACCAACUGAGGGAGUAUGGUAUGGCUGGUUUACUUCGUGUGCCUAUGAAAGAGCACGAAAUUUUGAAUUUUGAGCCUAUUUAUGCUUUGAUAGAAGACAUAAUGAGCUCAGCUCGAGUUCUUCAAUUAGUCCUCUUAGAUGAAUCAUACAAGAUAGUAUCAAUGGAGGACCCAAUUGCUAGGGAAUUUGGGGAGAUGAUUCGAGAUGUUGGGUUUUGGAACGAUUUAGAUGCAGUGCGCUCGUUGGUGAGAUUAGUGAAGGAAAUGGCUCAUGAAUUUGAAACUGAUAGGCCUUUAGUUGGGCAAUGCCUUCAUAUGUGGGAAGAACUUAGAACCAAGGUGAAAGAUUGGUGUGUUAGGUUCCACAUUGCUGAAGCACUCGUUGAAAAGCUGAUUGAACGACGUUUCAGGAAAAACUACCAUCCUGCUUGGGCUGCUGCUUAUAUCCUUGACCCCUUAUAUUUAGUAAGGGACAGCAGUGGGAAGUACCUUCCACCCUUCAAAUACCUGACACCUGAACAAGAAAAGGAUGUUGACAGGCUCAUUACUAGAUUGGUUUCAAGAGAAGAAGCACACAUUGCAUUAAUGGAGUUAAUGAAAUGGAGGACUGAAGGGCUUGAUCCUGUUUAUGCACAAGCUGUACAGUUAAAGCAGAAAGAUCCCUCUACUGGGAAAAUGAAGAUUGCCAAUCCUCAUGGUAGUAGGCUUGUUUGGGAAACUUAUCUUCCAGAUUUUAAGUCUUUGGGGAAGGUGGCUAUUAGGCUUAUCUUUCUUCAUGCUACUGCUCGAGGGUUUAAAUGUAAUUCUUCAUUCUUGAAAUGGGUUCAAGCUCAUGGUCGUUCGAGGUUGGGAACAGAUAGGGCUCAGAAGAUGAUUUUCAUUGCUGCUCAUUCCAAGCUUGAUAGAAGAGAUUACACUAGUGAUGAAAAUAAGGACGAGGAGCUUUUCGCAGCAUCAACCGUAGCUGGAGCUUCGGAUGAUGAAUCUGUUGGAUUUGGAAGGCCUCCGUAGGUCCAUCAGUAAACUCAGGGAGUAAGAGGAAGCUGAAAAAGGCUUCAUCAGAAAAAUAAACAGUAACAGCCAGUAACUGCUGCACUUGUCUAAGGCGGUUUUCAGAUUUGGAUGGCAGUUUUCAGAUUAGGAUGGCGGUUUUCAGAUUUGGAUGGCGGUGGCAUGGUUUCUGAGGUGUUGCAAUUAGCUGGAGUUGCACUUGAUUUUGUGUAUGCAAAACAGAGUGUAGAAGAACCCCACCAUAAAAGGAAGUGGGAGUCUUUUUUGAACCUUUAGGUGGUUGCUGUCUGGCUCAGCAGAAAAAAGAAAAUGAAAAACAAAAGUUUUAAGUUGGCGGUCUCGUUACAUCAAAUCAGGGUUUGAAUUAGCUAGCUUCUGUUUGAAAACAUCAAACUUCAGCUCAUGAUGUUCAUGCAGAAGACUGUAUGGUUGAUGCAUCUCAAUUCUAUGUGCGAGUGAGUGCGCGAGUACUGUUUCGCGGAGGACCCCAGAUUGACGGAAAGACUGUCGGAAAAGUAACAAACAGAUGAGAAUCUGAUUGAGAUUUCACAACAAAUUUUGAUUUGAAGAUCAGGUUUUUGUGAUACCAAUCUGAUAAUUUUGCAGGAGAUAGGGAGGAAUUUAGUCAAUAAUUUAGGCAGUUUUAGUCCAUGUACAUUUGCUUCCAUUUUAAGUUUGCAACUUUUUUUAGUCAGUUUCAAUUUCAUUUUAACUUUCUGUCAAUAAUAAUUAAUUACUUAUCAUCUU